AUGGUCGUCCUGAAAGGACCAAGGUCAGCCAGCGUGACUGUCACAAUAAAAGGGGCAGAAAUAAAAUCAGACCAGCAUAUGGACUACCUAGGAGUGAGGUUCACAAGAGGAGGGGAGUUUUCAGGUCAUAUCAGGGCGGUGACCGAUAGAACAAGGGCAAAAGUUGAAACGAUGAGGAAGCUGAUGCCAAAAAUCGGUGGCCCAGGAUAUGUGACGCGUCGCAUACUUUGCUCGGUAAUGCAUGGUCAGCUCCUGUACGCAGCAACAGUUUGGCGGGACGCACUGAAGGUGCAGAGAAACAUGCAGAGAAUGGUGUCUACGCAGAGGCUGGGCCUGCUGCGUGUUGCGUCUGCCUACAGAACCGUCUCGGCGGAGGCGGUCCAGGUUAUAUCGGGUUACCCACCGAUUGACCUGAUGGUGGCCAAGAGGUGCUUCCUUUAUACCGUGGGGGGAAGGCUGCCGGGAAACAGGAGAAUGGCCAGAGUAAGAACGAUCAAAAAGUGGCAGGAAAGGUGGAGGAGAGAGGAUAGAGUGGCGGGUUGGACCUGA
Molecule: messenger RNA, 549 nt
Organism: Harmonia axyridis
Lineage: Eukaryota; Metazoa; Arthropoda; Insecta; Coleoptera; Coccinellidae
Exons: 1
Coding region: 1-549 (182 amino acids)
Source: RefSeq, a predicted model, not a curated record